Hemicordylus capensis (graceful crag lizard) is the source of this 8180-nucleotide messenger RNA. It is a transcript of the gene POFUT3, whose product is annotated as fucosyltransferase 10. Gene Ontology annotation, cellular component: Golgi membrane. The coding region runs from base 2513 to 3952 and encodes 479 amino acids. NCBI's taxonomy places the organism in Eukaryota, Metazoa, Chordata, Lepidosauria, Squamata, Cordylidae. The record is from RefSeq and is a predicted model, not a curated record. The transcript is spliced from 4 exons. Gene Ontology annotation, molecular function: alpha-(1->3)-fucosyltransferase activity.
UGGGAUGCUCAUGGGAGCAAAUCACUUCCUGAGUAUUAUAACCAUCCUUUGGCACCUUCACUGGUUGCCAGUUUGCUUCUGGGCUCGCUUCAAAGUGCUGGUUUUGACCUUUAAAACCCUACACAGCGUGAGGCCCGGGUAUCUGUCAGACCUCAUUCAUCCAUAUGAAUCUGCCAGGGCCCUCCAUUUGGUGUCUCAGAUCCUGCUUUCAGCCCUGCCACAAGAUUCAGCUGGUUGGGUCUAGGAAUAGGGCUUUUUCGGUUGUGGCCCCUCGGCUUUCAAAUAGCUCUUGGUACUUGGGAGUAAGCUCCAAUGAACUCAGUGGGACUUACUUUUGAGUAAAGAGGUAUAGGAUUGCACUGCACAUCCUAAUUUCCAGUUGUAUCCAGGCUUUAAGUACAGUAACAGCAUUUGCCCAGGUGUCCCCCCCCCCACCACUCUCUCUCGCUGUUGUUUCCCUACCAUCUGCUUUAGAUUGUAAACUCCUUGGAAGCAAAGACCUCCCUAUGUCCCUUAUAUAAUUUUGUAAGUCACUGUUGGUGACAACAUAACAAUAAUUGAUCAAUCAAUCAUGUAUUAUUAUGUGCAAUUAAUCCACUUUCAUUGAUGUGAUGUAGUGCGAACGAAAGACCUUAUUUCUGACGCAGCAGCUCAUUCUCAAAUUGGCAACGCGCUUUAGCAUAAUGCAGUAGUAAUCCUGCAAGGCUGAAACCGCAACCGCGGGCUUUAAUGCGUUCUUAAAACAAGAAGCCUGAAGCCGUCCCAGAAGCCAGAUUUCUGCUGUUUAUUUAAUUUGUUGUUUUGCUGAGAUCUCCUUACUCGGGACUUUCAGGAAGCGAUGUCUUCACUAAAAUAAUGAUACAAUUAACAUAAUUAGACUAACUUUCCUUUGCAGAAAAAAAACGGGAGGGGGGGUUCCUCCUCUACUCUGCUUUCCAAAGCAGGAUACGUGAAACUCUGGAAUGUGGAAUAUUCAUGAACUGGCUCUCUCAGAUGGUUUAUCAAAUGGGCGAUUUUGGUAUAGUAAAUCUAUGAUCCGCUCCAGGUUUUACGCCAAUCCUGAAAAUCUUGGUGGUCGCGGAGCGGGGGGGGGGGGGGAUGCAAACUGAAAGUAAAAACAGCCUAGCAACAACAAGAAAGAAGAACAGUUAUCAGGGUGAGUAUAUUUUUUUAAAACACACACACACACACAGAGCUAGAUCAAUCUGGUGACGGUCUAGGAUGUUGCAGUGCUAUGAAAGCCGCCUUUGACUGUUGCAUGUUUUAAAGAAUUGGGAAAGAAAGAAAAGACUCCUCAUACACUGAAGUUCCUUUUUUAAAAAAAAAAAUUGCCGUUAUUAAAAUGGCCAUGUAGUUCAGUAGGGGAGGAGGAGAAAGUAAAGAAUAGCAAUAAUAAUAAUAAUAAUAAUUCAUUAAUGCCGCACAAUCACAAAAUGUGUGACCUUUUAAAAUUAAAGUUGGCAACUUAAUUUUUCUGCCCCAACUCCUGUGCUUUUAACAGCAGCCUGAUAAAAGUUAAACAGGCAAUGCUUUUCCUAUUAUUUUACCUCUAUACUAGUACCAACAAUUUUUGCUUGUCAGUUAAAGACACAGGAGCAGUGCCAGGGAAAAGCUCCAAGAAGCCAUUUCCCUCCAGCCGUGAACUUGUAUCCAUGGUUAACAUCAGUGCCAGCACCACUUAACUGCAGUUGAGGCAGGAGAGACAUUUUUGCUCCAGGGAGAGACUGCACAAUCCUGCACAUCUGGACCGACCGACCCAUAGUAACGGCGCAUUUGGUAUUAUAGCCAAGGCUGUGUGUGCUUUGCACUUAAAACAAUAAAUACAAGGCAUCCAAAAUUGUGCCCCACAUAACCCCAAUCUGUGGCCAGGAAAGCUGAAUUCUGUGACUUGACGACGGAAGGAAUGCACUGCCCACAUCCUCUCGAAAGCCUUUCCAUGUUCUCUUUAUCAUGUAAACUACUUGAAUACGGUAUGGCUUUCCAACAAAAUGUUCUCAAAGCGGCUUACACAGAUGGUCCCCCAAGGGGCUCACAAUCUACAAGGGAAACACUAGGAAGGGCCAAUGGAAGAGAUGCUGUGCUCGGUUAAAAAGGGAUAGUUGCUCUUGCCCUGCUGAAUAUUAAAAAGUCACCACUAUCAAGUUAGUAGGGAUAGAGCACUGAGGUUCCCAGCUCCAUUUUCAAUUCAGUAUUAAGUGCACUCUUUCUUUGUUUUUCCCUCUUAAGAGCACAAAGGUCUCUAAAAUAUACCUCUAAACGUUUGUGUUUUGAUUUAGCUGAUGCAUUCAUUGCCAAGAAAUCCUUGGGGCAAGGUGCUGGCUGCAUUGUUGUUCAUAGAAGAUUAGAACUCCACCCAAGCUUGGAUCUCUGCCAUGGAUGGCAUCUCUUCCCCAUCACUGAUGGCCAUGAAGAAGGGUCAGGUCUUCAAGGGAAACCACAGUAGAACCAUGUGUGGAGUGUGCUGAAUAAUUCUGAACAGCCAGUGCAUGCUCUGUAGGCCUGAAUGUAAGGCAUGCAUGCAAUCAGGAAGAAGAGAUUUUGGGCAUCCUGCUUCUGCUUUAUGGCUAUCUUUUUUCUUCUUGUCACUUUCCAGGUGGUCGUAGAACUUGGCAAGUCUGAAAGGGUGAUGACAAAAAGCCCUGUUUCACAAAGCCAUGCACUCGGAGAGCAAGUACGACAGAAAUAUGCAUAUCCACUUGUAAAGAAACCAGAACUCUAUAGCAAGACAAAGCGAAUGCAGAGCAAGGACAGAUAUCCCAUCUUGCUGUGGUGGUCUCCACUUACAGGGGAAACUGGACGGCUUGGCCAGUGUGGACCAGAUGCCUGCUUCUUUACCAUUAACAGGACCUAUCAGCAGCAUCCCAUGACAAAAGCCUUUCUGUUCUAUGGUACUGAUUUCAGCAUAAAUGCCUUACCUUUGCCCCGUAAAGACUACCAUGACUGGGCCCUUUUCCAUGAGGAGUCACCCAAAAACAAUUAUAAGCUCUUUCAGAGACCUGCCAUCACUCUAUUCAACCACACAGCAACCUUUAGCCGCCAUUCACACCUACCACUCACCACCCAGUACCUUGAAAGUAUUGAGGCCUUAAAGUCACGGAGGUACAUGCUUUCUUUGCAAAAAAAGAACAGCUUGAGGAAGAAACUUGCGCCACUUGUUUACAUACAGUCAGACUGCGACCCACCCUCUGACCGGGACAGCUUUGUGAAGGAGCUGAUGGCUCACGUUGAGGUGGACUCCUAUGGAGCUUGCUUACAUAACCGAGAUCUUCCUGAGCAUCUCAGAAAUCCAGCUUCCAUGGACAGCGAUAACUUCUACAAGAUACUUGCUCAGUACAAAUUUGUCCUUGCUUUUGAGAAUGCAGUCUGUGAUGAUUAUAUCACUGAAAAGCUCUGGAGGCCACUGAAGCUGGGAGUGGUACCAGUUUAUUAUGGCUCGCCCAGCGUCACAGACUGGCUUCCGAGUAAUAAGAGUGUGGUUCUUGUGACGGGAUUUUCGCACCCUAAAGACCUGGCACAGUUUAUCAAAACUUUAGAUAGUGAUGACAAGGAAUACCAGGCCUAUCUUGAGUGGAAACUGAAAGGUGUCAUCUCCAAUAAGCGACUGCUUGCUGCUAUCAAGGAACGAACAUGGGGAGUGCAGGACAUCAUGAAGGACAAUUACAUCGAUGCGUUUGAGUGCAUGGUGUGUACCAAAGUGUGGGAAAAUAUCAGGAGACAAGUAAAGGGAAUGUUGCCAAGAAGGUGGAAUGCAGAAGCCAGCCACUUGAGCUGUCCCAGACCUGAAGCUUUUGUUUUUUCUCCUUCUCCAAAUACACACAGAACAGCUCUGCAGGAGAUGUGGAUACCAAGUUUCGAACAGUCUAAGAGAGAAGCUCAUGCACUGAGACAGCUGGUAGAAAGGAACAGAAAUUUCACAGUUCAAGAAUUUUGGACUUUGGUCUUCAGAGAAUAAUUUUAGAUGACAGCAGGCCCUUGACUCAAACUAGGAGAAACAGAAAACAUUCUGUAGAAAGAGCCUGUAACAGAAGCUUUUGUUUGUAGAUUGCCUUAAUGAGAUAGGAAGCAGUUUUUAUGACUGAACGUGCAAUGAGAAAAUCCGUGAAUAUUAAUCAAGGUGAAAAAAAUGCAGUUAGGUCAUCAAGCAAUAUAUAUUUUUAAUACUAAUAUAGUGUAAAUGUACACUAUAAUUUACAUUUGAGUAUUAACUCCAUAAUUUAUGCAGCUGCUCCUGAGCUAGUCCAGAUAUAUGUAAAGAUUUCCACUGAAGUGGUUCAGCUUCCUGGCAUGUUUCCAAACCACACAAGCCAUGGAACUCCCAAAGAUCUGGGCAUCGUUUAUGUCAUUUGUAAACAUGUCAGGAAUCUGAACCAUGUGUCCAAAAGUCACAAGAACAUAGGCUCUGGCAAUAUCAGAUAUCAGAAUCUGAAUUCUGACUUAAAUUUGAAUUUCCCCCCCAUAGUGGUCCAUGGGGAAAUUUCCCCCCACCCCCCAAAUCACCAGUUGGCCCUAGAGCCUUGAAACUUGCCACAUGUGUGGAGGAGGAGGUCAGGGCCCCCUGUAGUGGAUUUGAAGUUAAGUGACCAAUCCUCUGAUUUUUGGUGAAUUUUUGAAAUUCUCAUUAAAAAUGGUGAAAUCUGAAGUUCUGGCUUGAAACAAGCCAGUUUUAGCCCUUUUUUCUAUUUUUAGGCCCCCCUGCCAUUCCCCCCAAAUCAGAGGCCUUACCCAUAGCCUUGACAAAAAUAACACAGAGUUCUGCCAAUGUGGACUUCAUGUGUGCCAGAUUUCAUAGCUCAUUCAUUCAGGGCAAAAUGGGCAUGCUGUUACCUCUUUUCAUGAAGGCAAAGGGCAGAUUCCUCCACAUGCUGUUGGAAUAAUGGUCCAAGGUGGGUCUUCAGCUUCAGACGUUUUUGCAAAGUUCUGGCUUGAAACAAGCCAUAUUUUACCAUUUUUAGCCAUUUUAAAAGAAAAAUUUAAAAAUUCACCCAAAAUUGGGAUUGACCCAUAGCUUUGGGAAAAACAGUUUACACAGAGUUCUGCCAAUGUGGACUUCAUGUGUGCCAGAUUUCAUAAUUGCAUGUCCAUCCAUUCCAGAAAUAUAAAAGGGGGCAAAAGGGGCAUGCUGUUACCCUUUUUCAUGAAGGCAUAGGGCAGAUUCCUCCACAUGGUUUUAAAAAAAUAUUUUAGCCUGUCUCAAUGCAAUGCAUAGAGAUUUCUCCCCAGCCCCCUGUGAAUUCUGAUGUCACACAGAGUUCAUUAGGUCACAAACUGUUCUAUAUUUUUGAAUGGGGGAGAAAUUCCUAUUCAUUACAUUGCGACAGGCUAAAAUCUUUUUAAAAUCUAUAAAACAAAAACCAUGAGCCCCACUGGCUUGGGGCUGCUGUGGGGAGUUGUGGUACAAGAUGCCUUGCCCCCAAACCCACUUUGGUGCCUAGGAACCCCCGAGGGGGGCAGUUGGGGCAUUCUCAAAUCCUCACUAUUUCCUAUGGGGGCAAAGCAAAAAAUUGAAAAAAUCUUCAAAAAAAUUAUUAAAAAUCACAGGAAUGUCUGAUGGCUUUGCAGUUCAGUGGGUGGUAGGCACUUCCUAACCCUAACCCACCUUGGUUUUGUGCCCCUAGGUGCUCUGCAUAGGGAAUAAUGGGCCAGUUUGAGUCCCCAUUAUUUCCUAUGGGGAAAAUGUAAAAAUAUUUUUUAAAAUCAUUAAAAAUCACAGGAGUAUCCGAUUGCUUUGUGAUUCAGUGGAUUGUAGGCACUCCUUGGUGCUUACCACCCAGCCCAGUUUUGUGCCCCUAGGUGCUCUGCAUAGGGAUUAAUGGGCCAGUUUGAGUCCACAUUUCCUAUGGGGAAAAUGCAAAAAAUGUAAAAAUCUUCAAAAAAUCAUUAAAUAUUGCAUGAGUGUCUGUUUGCUUUGGGGUUUGGUGGUUGGUAGGCACCCUUUGGUGCCUACCACCCACCCCAGUUUUGUGCCCCUAGAUGCUCUGCAUAGGGAAUAAUGGGCCAGUUCAAUUCCCUAUUAUACCCUAUUUAGAACCUCUUAGAACUGGAUUGAGUUGGGUUUGAAUUCAAACUGAACUGGGGGGGGGGCGCGUUUCGAGCAAAACCAAAACCGAACCUUCCCACCUGGGUUUGAAUUGAGUUCAAAUUUGAACCAAAUAUGCCAAGCCAGUUUUGUGCACACCCCUACUCUGGAGUGGCCAGGCCAGAUAUAAAUAGUAGAACCCUGGCCUUCUACCAUUGCCUGGUGAACAGACAAUGGUGCUCUUGAGUCCAGCUGAAAUUCUAGCACCUGAUUGUAGGGACCUGGGUCAGAGAACACACACUCGAGCUGUCUACAGCCUGUCUCAGAUCCACAACUAACUGAAAUGUGGAAGAUGAAACUUUUCUCUACAAAGCUUGACCUGCUAAAUUUCUGUUUGUCCACCAGCUGUUAAAAACAUAGGAGCCUUAGCAGGAGGGAAAAAAAUCUGGCCCUUGUUUGCAUGUACUGCAAGUUCUUGAUGUUACAUACUCCCAGUACUGCACACAGAAUUAGGGGCACUUAUUAGCACAUGUCUUUAUAGCCCCAAGGCCUAAUGGGUUCCUAUGCCAGAAGAUGGAUACAUGUUUAAACGGCUGGUUGCUUUUGAUGAUCCUUUCUGUGGCAGGUUGUUCUUUCCUUGCACUGGCAGCGUGUUGAGUUGCUUCUGUUAUACCGGUGCAAGUCUGACUUUCAUGAUCAAACAUCCAUUCAGACCAGUGGAUGGGUCAGAGCGCUGUUGUUGCUCAGCAUGUUUGUGCAUCAUCAGUCCCCUCGGCAUCAGCAGUUUGAGUUUAAAUUUGGCAGGCUACCAUUUCCUGAUGCUGAGCACGAAUAUAAAUGCAUUAGCACUUGGCACCCACAUGCUGACAUCCAGAGACAGACUUAAAGUGAAAGCGCUGGUUAAGAUUUACCCAACACCCAGUGUUUAAUAAUGAAAUGCUGUAAGACACUGCAUUCCAAACCCUUGGGACCCUCCCCUCUUCACCAUUGUGUUUCUCCCAGGAUUCAGUAGCAUAUUCCUUCUAUUAGUACAGGCAUUAGAAUUUGCAGACUAGCAAGCAAGGCACAGGCCACCAGACUGGUGUUGUGGGCCAAGGACUUGAUAAACUUCUGAUUUUGCUGCCUGCCUGCGACUGCAAAAAAUAGAGGGCAGGGGAUGUUGUCGACAGGCCCCAAUCUGGUGGCUUGCAUCAGCUUGAUGAGUUACAAGUUAGCAGGCCUGCAUUAAUACAAGUGAAGGGAUACGGGGCAGUGAUUGUAAAUGGGAGAUCUCCUUUUGUUGCCUUUUGAAAGUUAAGAUUGUAGUUUUACUUCAGUGUCUAUAACUCACCAAGACAGUAGAUACCACAACAGGCACUGGUAUGACCUAGAUUUCUUGGAAGGCUGCUUUGAGAUUGGAGUCAGGGCGGAGGGCUAAUUCCCACGUGGCCUGUCAGUUAAGUUCUGUUGCCACAGAUGGGACUCUCCUUGCUUGCCUCUUCUGCCAUCCAGAUGGUGACUGGCCAGCUGGGCAGUACCCUUCACAGGGGUCAGAUGUGGCCCAGAAUCCUCUAUUUGCAAGUCCCUCCUAGAUCGGAAGCUGCCUUAUACUGAGUCAGACCAUUGGUCCAUCUAGCUCAGUAUUGCCUUCACAGACUGGCAGGCAGGAGUCUUUACCAGCCCUACCUGGAGAUGCCAGGGACUGAAACUGGGAGCUUCUGCAUGCAAAGCAGAUGCUCUAUCACCAAGCUACAGCCCUUGCCUAUAGUGCCAUCACAGUUUUUGGAGAUGUAAAGAAAGAUAUAACUAAUUACUAGGACCACUUAAUACAACUCUAGAAAGAAACUUGUCUAGUGCUAUAGUCAACAGGGUUGGCUCCCAAAUAAGUGUACAUAUGAUGCACAUUUAGGAAUAAGCUCAGUUGAAAUCAAUGGGAUUUAAGCAUACUUACAAGCCUUGAUCAUGGCGGUUCUGAUUACUAGUAUAAGUAUACAGCUCCUUCUUUAUUAUUAACCUUUCAGCCUCUCUGAUAUCAUGUGGGAGUGAGUUCCAUAGGUCAGUAACUGUUUGCAUAUGUAUUUUAAGAAUCUUGGUCUUUCAGUUACAGUAUUACUGGUCAACAGGAAUCCAAUAACAUCUGACUAAAAAGAAUGACUUUUGGAAAUAAUAAAAAAUAUUUUGAAAA